CAACCUCUUUUAGAUGUAACACACGAGGCAAGCAUCGGUACAUCCUGGCGUGCCUGACUACGUUCGAACGCCAGCACGUUGGGCCACGAGGAGCACGCGGUUUUGAGGAUAUACACUUCGUUCGCUACAAGAACGCGUUGCGGAGUUGCGCACUCUCGGUGAAUCAUGGCCAAGCAUUUUGUCACGUUGUUGUGGUUGUCGGCGUUGACCGCGACCCUGGCCUUGCCGACCAGUGAGAAGACCGGCGCAAGUGAGAACGACCUGAUGACGAACAUAUACACCGACUGUCUGAAAAAGGAGUCAAUCAGCUGCAUCAAAUACAAAGUAUUCACGUUCGUCGAUAAGAUGUUGUCCGACAAGGAGGACAUCACGCUAUCCGAGGGCAUCACGGUCGUGAAGACGACGAAUACCGAGGGCGAGGGUGCACCAAGAUCUAUCGAGUCUAGCGAUUUCGAAACGCUUUUAUUCGAUCGUCUCGGAAGGUUCCUCAGAACCCACUCGGUUAAGGUUGAUUUGAAGGGCAGCGACAUUUUGGGAGCGCUCGAGUCCGUCGGCCGCAGUUUCGACGAUUUCAGCGACAACGCUGUCGAGAGUCGAGGAAAGAAGAAGAAGGCGCAGAAAAUUCUUGGACCUCUGAUGAUGGCAAUGGCCUUGAAGGCGGCCGCUUUGCUGCCGCUGGCACUCGGCGCGAUCGCGCUGAUCGCCGGCAAGGCUCUGCUCAUAGGCAAGAUCGCCCUCGUGAUCUCCGCCAUAAUCGGACUGAAGAAACUUCUCUCUCAUCAGAAGCACGUGACUUACGAGGUAGUUCAGCAUCCGCAUCACAGCAGCAGUCACGUCGUCACCCACGACGACGGUCACAGCGGCGGCGGCGGUUACGGCGGCGGCGGCGGCGACUUCGGCGGCGGUUACGGAAGCAGCGGACACGGAUGGGCCAGGAGUUUACCGCAGGACGCCCACGAAAUCGCGUACCGCGCCCACCAGCCCCAAGCACAGGCUUAAUCGUAGAAAGUUUUCGCACCUCUCGUCUCUUUUCGUUUCCCUCGAACGAUCAUUCUCUUCCCUUUCGUUGCACUCGCGUCUGCCUCACUUAAUACGUCCUUUGAUUGUCUCUUUCUUUUUUUCCUUUCUCAUCUAACUUCCUACUGUGUGUACGUAAUUCAUUCUAUCCAAAAACAAAAACAAAAACUCUUCAUAGCUCCUACUGAUUCCUAUUCCAUGUGAUCUUAUAUCCUUAAACAUCUACGUUCUAAGUUUUUUCCAUUUUUUUUUUUUUAUUAUUAUUAUCUUUCUUCCCUCUUUUUUUAGUUAACUCUACACACGAAGGUCGAUUUAUUUCACGGCCAGUCACCAGUACCUCUGGGAGAUGCUCAUUGUUUUAUACAUGUAGAUGUAUGCGAGUUACGUUAUUUAUUCGUUGUAUCUUUAUAUUAUUAAUAUUUAUUUAAUGUUCGACUGUGUGCUUCCAUUAUGACACCUCCUGUUUUUUUUUUCUAAUAAAAAGACGAAAAAUGUGA
This is a messenger RNA of Pseudomyrmex gracilis, 1514 nucleotides long. RefSeq lists its product as uncharacterized. The record is from RefSeq and is a predicted model, not a curated record. Lineage: Eukaryota; Metazoa; Arthropoda; Insecta; Hymenoptera; Formicidae. The transcript is spliced from 3 exons. The coding region runs from base 166 to 999 and encodes 277 amino acids.